AUGCAUGGCAUCAAACUUUUAACUAUUUUCUUCGGUCAACUUUUAUUAUGUAUUAUCUUUGUAACAUCAGAUUUAUUAUCUUCAAUUCAAUGUCUUGAUCGCGGUUUUUCACCAGAUAAUUUACUCUGUUCAAAUUGUCAUGAUUUAAAACAAUUUAAAUUAAAUGAAUUAGAAAAUACAUGUCAAGAAUGUUGUACUCAUACUGAUAAUGCAGAAGAUAAAACAAUAAAAUAUCAUCGAGCUAUUCUUACCCUAUGUACAUGUAAAUUUGGACGAUAUCCACAAAUCGAAGCUUUUAUUAAAAGUAAACGUCUACAACGAUUUCCAACAUUUAGUUUUAAACAUGUUGUUGGCGCUGAACCUAUUCUUCAUUUAUAUAAUGAUAAAGAUGAAGAAAUACAAUCAUUAGGUAUUGAAAAAUGGGAUACAGAUACAUUAACAGCAUUUCUUGAAGAAAACUUACAUGUUUAA
This is a messenger RNA of Rotaria sordida, 471 nucleotides long. NCBI's taxonomy places the organism in Eukaryota, Metazoa, Rotifera, Eurotatoria, Philodinida, Philodinidae. The record is from the annotation of a GenBank genome assembly.